Molecule: messenger RNA, 1366 nt
Organism: Nomia melanderi (Alkali bee)
Lineage: Eukaryota; Metazoa; Arthropoda; Insecta; Hymenoptera; Halictidae
Gene: sni
Product: SDR family oxidoreductase sniffer
Cellular component (GO): cytoplasm
Molecular function (GO): carbonyl reductase (NADPH) activity
Source: RefSeq, a predicted model, not a curated record
ACUCGAGCAAUUUUGCGUGUGCAGAACGAACUGACACAAGCCUGGCGAAUAACGUUAAUGUCGCCAUGAUUAUUGCGAGCCGUUCACGGCUAGGUGACGUCACCCUAAUGACACUCGUGUUUCUUUUCGCACGAUAUAAUACUUAAGGACCGCACGUUCGACCGAGUCACGACGAGUACUACAAGAAGCAAUGAGGUCGAUCCUGAUAACCGGCUGUAAUCGCGGAUUAGGACUAGGCUUAGUGAAACACCUGGUGAACCAGCCGCAACCGCCACAGAAUAUUUUCGCGACUUGCCGAAACGUGAAUAAAGCAAGGGAAUUAACCGAGCUGGCCGACAUAUCGAAAAAUAUUCAUAUUAUCGAGAUAGAUCUAACUGAUACAGAGGCUUACGACAAAGUAGUGCAAGUUGUCAGUGAGAAAGUGGGAUCUGAUGGGUUGAAUGUUUUGUUCAACAAUGCUGGAGUCAGCCCGAAAUUCACACGACUCCCUCUUGUGAAAGAAGAACAACUUACGGAAACGUAUUUCGUAAAUACUGUAACACCGAUUUUACUGACGAAAGCACUUUUGCCACUCCUGAAAACAGCAGCUAACAAUUAUGAGGACAAGACAAAGAUGAAUGUCAACAGAUCUGCAAUUAUCAACAUGAGCUCUGUCCUUGGAAGCAUUGCAGACAAUACUUCAGGUGGAUUUUAUCCUUACAGAUGUAGCAAGGCAGCGCUCAAUGCAGCAACAAAAUCAAUGAGUAUUGAUUUUAAGGAGGAUGGAAUCCUAGUUGCUUGUUUGCAUCCAGGUUGGGUACGUACGGAUAUGGGAGGGAAUAAUGCACCUAUGGACGUUGAUUCUAGUGUGAAAAAUAUACUCAAUACAUUAAGCAUAUUAACUGAGAACCAUACAGGCUGUUUCAUUCAACACGAUGGAAAAAUUUUGCCUUGGUAAAUGCUCUGUUUAAUUAUUGAAAUUUAAUAAUACAACAAGAGCUAAGAUUAAUAUUUUUAUGUGGAAUUUUAUCUUUAUUUUACAUUUUUAUAUAAACAUCACUUUUUUUCUAAGAAAUCUGUACAACUUAACAUAAUUUUAAUUUUUCUGUAUACAUUAAAUGCAAAUAUUUUGUACUGUGUUAAAUACAAAAGCUUUGUUCAAUCUAUUAAAAUUAAUGUAUUAAUAAGGAUAAUAAACUUGAUUUCACAGUUAAAUAUUCUCCUUUGCAUAGCCUAUAAUAAGUGGAAAAUAUUAAAAUAAUAGUAAAUAAAAGUUCAUAUACAGUUAUCAUACAGAAGUUAUAAUAUCUACUUUAUAUAAUAGUUUUAUUUCAAAACACACACUCAAUAUUAUAAAUGUUAAGUAUAAUAAUUCUCAAAGAAAUAA